This is a messenger RNA of Parnassius mnemosyne (clouded apollo), 1479 nucleotides long. The record is from the annotation of a GenBank genome assembly. NCBI's taxonomy places the organism in Eukaryota, Metazoa, Arthropoda, Insecta, Lepidoptera, Papilionidae.
UUGGGCUGUAGUGCCUUAUCAACGAAGCAAGAACGAAGAUUUCCUGAUGAUUUCCUCUUCGGGACAGCUACAGCAGCAUAUCAAAUAGAGGGAGGAUGGAACGCGGAUGAUAAAGGCGAAAGCAUUUGGGAUCACUUAACUCACAAUAAUCCUACAGUAAUCAAGGACCUGAGCAAUGGUGACAUCACGGCGGACACUUACAACAACUACAAGCGCGACGUUGAGAUGAUGAGAGAACUUGGUCUGGAUGCUUACCGUUUCUCCCUGUCCUGGUCCAGAAUAUUACCCAAUGGCUUAACCAACAAGGUCAGUGAAGCAGGCUUUGCAUUCUACAACAAUUAUAUCGAUGAAAUGGUAAAAUAUGGUAUCACUCCAAUGGUAACACUUUACCAUUGGGAUUUACCCCAAAAACUUCAAGAUUUAGGUGGCUUAGCGAACCCUCUAUUCCCAGAGUGGUACGAAGACUACGCUAGAGUCGUGUUUGAGCAAUUUGGAGACAGAGUCAAGCAUUGGAUCACGUUCAACGAACCCAGAGAGAUCUGUUAUGAAGGGUAUGAUGCGGGUAGAAACGCUCCGCAAGUGAACGCCACGGGCAUCGGUUCAUAUCUUUGCGCAAAGAAUCUAGUUAUGGCACAUGCUAGAGCUUAUCACGCCUACAAGAAUGACUUCGCUCCAAGUCAAGGUGGUGUUUGCGGCAUAACAAUCUGUGUUAAUUGGGUGGCGCCGCUAACUGACUCAGAAGAAGAUCGAUUCGAAGCGGAACUAAGCAGGCAAGGACAGUGGGGCCUUUACGCAGAACCAAUAUUUUCAGAAGAGGGUGGAUUUCCUAAGGAACUAUCAGAAAGAGUUGCCCAAAGAAGUAUUGAACAAGGAUAUCCCAGAUCCCGUAUGCCUGAGUUUACUGAUGAAGAGAAGGCCUUCGUGAAAGGUGCAGCCGACUUCUUCGGAGUAAAUCAUUAUACCACCUUUUUAAUUUCGGCAACGGAAAAGUUCUCUGAACAUGCAUUUAGUGAUUUUGAGACAGAAAACCAUUAUCUUGACGAAUGGCCUAAAUCUGCAUCCGAUUGGUUAAACCUAGCACCCAAUAGUGUCCUCAAUGCGCUUACUCACCUUAAAGAAAAAUACAACAACCCAGUGAUUUACAUUACUGAGAACGGCUGGUCCACCAGACAUGAUGCUGGUCUCAUAGAUGACGACAGGAUAAGGUACUACCGUGCUGCUCUGGAAAAUGUCCUAGAUGCGUUGGACGCCGGUGUGAAUCUCAAGGGAUAUAUGGCAUGGAGUCUAAUGGACAACUUCGAAUGGUUCGCAGGUUACACAGAGCGUUUUGGUUUAUAUGAAGUAGACUUCGAGGACCCGGCACGCACGCGCACGCCCAAAAAGUCGGCCUUCGUGUACAAGCAGAUCAUAAAGAAGCGAGUCAUCGACCACGAGUACGAGCCCAGCUCUAUGACCAUGACCAUCGAUGAGGGUCACUAA